Messenger RNA from Lactuca virosa, 1248 nucleotides. The record is from the annotation of a GenBank genome assembly. NCBI's taxonomy places the organism in Eukaryota, Viridiplantae, Streptophyta, Magnoliopsida, Asterales, Asteraceae.
AUGUCCGCCACUGCUACCGCCGUUUCCGCAGCUGAGAAGCCUGUCCGGAGAUUUCCACCACCGUGUUGGACCCAAGAUGAAGCACUAGCACUGAUCCAAGCCUACCGGGAGAGAUGGUACGCCCUCCGCCGUGGGUACCUUCGCACCGCUGACUGGGAUGCGGUGGCGGAAGAGGUAGGCCGGAUAUGCCCUGGCGCCGUACCACCCAAAACAUCCGCCCAGUGCCGCCACAAGAUGGAGAAACUCCGCCAGCGUUACCGUGCCGAGAAACAACGAGCGCUGUCGUUCCCUGGUGGCCAGUUUCUCUCAACCUGGUUCUAUUUCGAAGCUAUGGAUUCAAUGGAGAAAAACGGUAACGGAUCUAAUGCCGAUGAAGAAACACAAUCCGGUAAUGAUCUCAAUUCUUCCGGUAUGAAAAAUGUUAAUUCGAAAAAUAAUCAUCAAUCCAACGCAAUUACUGUUUCGAAUUAUGGGGGUUUGCAUCCUGGGCGUGGGAUUCGCUUCAAACCAGUUGCAGCUGAUAGCAAUUUGGUAACUAUAGCAAGUAGGUCAAAUAAUUUUAGGGUUUCACAUAACUAUGCUGCACAAGAGGAAGAUAAUGAUAACGAUGAUGAAGUUGAAGACGAAUAUUUUAUUGAACCUCCAAUGGGUAAGAAUUCAGGAAAAAACCACAAACCAUCCUCUCAAAAUUAUUCAACAAGGUUCCAGUCUGAUCAUCAUAACAACAAUGGAGUUCAUGUACACCCAUCAAAUUUUCAAGUUACAGAACAUUCAGGUAUUAGACCAAGAAAAUUUAGCAAGACUGCUUCAAACUCGAAUCCUAGUUACUGGAAUGAAAAUGGGGAAGAAGACGACGAUAAUGAUGAUGGAGAAGAUGAAGUUUGGGUAAAGAUGGGAAAAGACAGGAGUUCAGCAUCCAUGGAGUUUAGAGAUAGUAAGUAUGGUGACAGGAACAGGAACAUGAACUCAAGCCACCACUAUUUGAAUGGUGAAGAUGAUUUUUCAAGAGAAAAAAGAGGGGUGAAAAGAGAAAAUAACAACUCCUUAGGAGAGAUUGUGUCAUCGAUUAAGGUUUUAGCUGAUGGGUUUGUGAAGAUGGAGAAGAUGAAGAUGGAUAUGGUUCAUGAGAUUGAGAAAACACGAAUGGAAGCCGAGAUGAAACGCAAUGAGCUGCUUCUUGAGUCACAAAAACAAAUCGUUGAGGCUUUCGUUAAAGGUUUAGCAGAUAAUAGAAAGCAACAACAGUGA